GGUAGAGGUUGCAGUGAGAUGAAGGAGUGAGACUCUGUCUCAAAAAAUAAAUAAAUAAAUAAAUAAAUAACUUGGGCGAUGUUCCUAUUGCCAAGCGGCAGAGAUUCCUGUUUCCUCUCACACUACAAUUGCCUACAUGGCCUUCUUAAACCCAGCCUCUUCUCCUCCACAGACUGCCAGGUGCCACCCCAGUGCCUUUACUUGUGCAGUAGGCAGAGCUGGGCCAUGAAAACUUGGUUUGCUAAGAAGGCCAUUUUGGACUCUCCACUGGAGGCUGCUAUGGCAUUCCCUCACCUGCAGCAGCCCAGCUUUCUACUGGCUAGCCUGAAAGCUGACUCUAUAAAUAAGCCCUUUCCACAGCGGUGCCAAGACUUGGUUAAAGUCAUUGAGGAUUUUCCAGCAAAGGAGCUGCACACCAUCUUCCCAUGGCUGGUAGAGAACAUUUUUGGCAGCUUAGAUGGUGUCCUCCUUGGCUGGAACCUCCGCUGCUUACAGGGGCGUGUGAGUCCUGUGGAAUACAGCAUCGCGAUGGAAUUUCUUGACCCUGGUGGCCCAAUGAUGAAGUUGGUUUAUAAGCUUCAAGCUGAAGACUAUAAGUUUGACUUUCCAGUCUCCUACCUGCCUGGUCCUGUGAAGGCAUCCAUCCAGGAGUGCGUCCUCCCUGACAGUCCUCUGUACCACAACAAAGUCCAGUUCACCCCUGCUGGAGGCCUUGGCCUCAACCUGGCCCUGAAUCCGUUCGAGUAUUACAUAUUCUUCUUUGCCUUGAGCCUCAUCACUCAGAAGCCACUCCCUGUGUCCCUCCACGUCCGUACUUCAGACUGUGCCUAUUUCAUCCUGGUGGACAGGUACCUGUCAUGGUUCCUGCCCACCGAAGGCAGUGUGCCCCCACCACUCUCCUCCAGCCCAGGGGGGGCCAGCCCCUCACCACCUCCCAGGACACCAGCCAUGCCCUUUGCUUCCUAUGGCCUCCACCAUACUAGCCUCCUGAAGCGACACAUCUCUCAUCAGACGUCUGUGAAUGCAGACCCAGCCUCCCAUGAAAUCUGGAGAUCAGAAACUCUGCUCCAGGUUUUUGUUGAAAUGUGGCUUCACCACUAUUCUUUGGAGAUGUACCAAAAAAUGCAGUCCCCUCACGCCAAGCUGGAGGUUCUGCACUACCGACUCAGUGUCUCCAGCGCCCUCUACAGCCCCGCCCAACCCAGCCUCCAGGCCCUCCACGCCUACCAAGAGUCAUUCACACCCACUGAGGAGCAUGUGCUGGUGGUGCGCUUGCUGUUGAAACACCUGCACGCCUUUGCCAACAGCUUGAAGCCAGAGCAGGCCUCGCCCUCUGCCCACUCUCAUGCCACCAGCCCCCUGGAGGAGUUCAAACGGGCCGCUGUCCCAAGGUUCGUCCAGCAGAAACUCUACCUCUUCCUGCAGCAUUGCUUUGGCCACUGGCCCCUGGAUGCAUCAUUCAGAGCUGUCCUGGAGAUGUGGCUGAGCUACCUGCAGCCGUGGCGGUAUGCGCCUGACAAGCAGCCUCCGGGCAGCGACUCCCAGCCCCGGUGUGUGUCGGAGAAAUGGGCACCCUUUGUCCAGGAGAACCUGCUGAUGUACACCAAGCUGUUCGUGGGCUUCCUGAACCGCGCGCUCCGCACAGACCUGGUCAGCCCCAAGCAUGCACUCAUGGUGUUCCGAGUGGCUAAAGUCUUUGCCCAGCCCAACCUGGCUGAGAUGAUCCAGAAAGGUGAGCAGCUGUUCCUGGAGCCAGAGCUGGUUAUCCCCCACCGCCAGCACCGACUCUUCACGGCCCCCACAUUCACUGGCAGCUUCCUGUCACCGUGGCCACCAGCAGUCACUGAUGCCUCCUUCAAGGUGAAGAGCCACGUUUACAGCCUGGAGGGCCAGGACUGCAAGUACACCCCAAUGUUCGGGCCCGAGGCCCGCACCCUGGUCCUGCGCCUCGCUCAGCUCAUCACGCAGGCCAAGCACACGGCCAAGUCCAUCUCAGAUCAGUGUGUGGAGAGCCCAGCUGGCUACUCCUUCCUGUCGUGGCUGGGCUUUGGCCCCACAGACACCAAUGGCUCCUACCCAGCCAAUGACCUGGAUGAGAUGGGGCAGGACAGCGUCCGGAAGACGGACGAAUACCUGGAGAAGGCCCUGGAGUACCUGCGUCAGAUAUUCAGGCUCAGCGAUGCGCAGCUCCGGCAGUUCACACUCGCCUUGGGCACCACGCAGGAUGAGAAUGGAAAGAAGCAGCUGCCUGACUGCAUCGUGGGUGAGGACGGACUCAUCCUCACGCCCCUGGGCCGGUACCAGAUCAUCAACGGGCUGCGCAGGUUUGAAAUUGAGUACCAGGGAGACCCGGAGCUGCAGCCCAUCCGGAGCUAUGAGAUCGCCAGCUUGGUCCGUGCACUCUUCAGGCUGUCGUCUGCCAUCAACCACAGAGUUUCUUGGGGGUGUUUCCUGCAGCCACAGAGGCAUCUGGAGGAAACAGAACUGAGAAGGGAGGGCAGGCAGGGUGAAGCAAAGAAGCAGCAGCUACUGGGCUCAACAGCCAUGCUCUGUGGCAGACGGCACAGAGCUCAGCGCCGGCUCCUCCCUCCCUCCACCAAGGACUCAUCGCCAAGCCAGCUCUCAGGAACUUUUUUCCAGUGUCCAUUUGGGUACUCUGCUGCAUCAAGCUCAGGAGCCAGUGUGCCAGCAGCCACUCAGGCUUGGCUUGCCCACUGGCUGGCCUUGAGGUGGGCAGAGUGGGUUGUGGUGCCUCUUCUUCCUGUGUGGGACCAGUAUGGUGGCUCAGCCUCCACUCCAGGGAAGAAUCAAAGUUUCUAAAAGAGCUCUGAAAACACUAGAGAGUGGUUCUCUGCUUACACAUCAGAUGCAAAAAAAGAGAGAGUGGCUCUCUGAUUCUUCACUGUGAGUGAGGGGCAUUCUUCAUGUUCUCCUAGCUGUUCCAAGACUGGCCCAUAGAAUUUCAUGUUUCAGGAGCCUGAGAUUCUCCCGAGCCCGGGUGCUUCACUGCAGACCGCAGUCCAUCGAGCACAUCACCCAGAGCAGCAGCCAGCCCGUGCCUUGUCACAGACGGGUGCUGGUCCUCAGGUGCUGGGGACACUGCUGGGUUGAUGGGGUCAAAUCCUGCCAGUUUCUGCUCUGCAGCCAAAGAUGAUCAGAAGCAUCGCAGCUUCACUAACAUCAAGUACUCAAAGACACAGCAACCGUUUAAUGAUACUUAAGUAUUUAAAACUACAGAUUCUCUGACAGAAACCAGCAUGGGGUCUCCCACACCUUCAUUCCCCACAGACACGCCAGGGAGAACAGCAUCUUGGUGGUGAUUUUCAAACCAAGCCUUUGUUUUUGGUGUGGGGUGGUGGGGGUUUGCUUUAAUGUUUUUCAAACUGUAAAUCUUGGGCUUUGUAUUUUGAUGUAAACUCAGAAUAAUGGCAUUUUAGGACUUGUGACCAAAAAUCAAACCAAGCUUGUAACUCGAUCUGAAUAAACUUGUCCUUGCUUCUGA
This is a messenger RNA of Sapajus apella (tufted capuchin), 3502 nucleotides long. RefSeq names its product sphingomyelin phosphodiesterase 4 (gene SMPD4). The transcript is spliced from 20 exons. Lineage: Eukaryota; Metazoa; Chordata; Mammalia; Primates; Cebidae. Gene Ontology annotation, biological process: ceramide biosynthetic process; sphingomyelin catabolic process; glycerophospholipid catabolic process. Gene Ontology annotation, molecular function: sphingomyelin phosphodiesterase D activity. Bases 79 to 2820 code for a protein of 913 amino acids. The record is from RefSeq and is a predicted model, not a curated record.